Molecule: messenger RNA, 5585 nt
Organism: Pseudoliparis swirei
Lineage: Eukaryota; Metazoa; Chordata; Actinopteri; Perciformes; Liparidae
Gene: map3k3
Product: mitogen-activated protein kinase kinase kinase 3
Exons: 17
Coding region: 1331-3169 (612 amino acids)
Biological process (GO): protein phosphorylation
Molecular function (GO): ATP binding; protein binding; protein kinase activity
Source: RefSeq, a predicted model, not a curated record
AUUUAGAUAGUUUAGGAACCAGAAAUCCCACUGGGAAUAAAUCCAUGUUUCUGGACACUUAUGGACGACGGCAAGUGAAGCGCUUUGAAGACAUGGACGCGGCGGCGGAGUUCCGGUUUCACGACUUGUUGGCAGUUUAAAAGCGGGUUCCGGUGGCGAUAUUUUUCUGGUCAGGAAGUUUGACGCACUCAGUUGAAGAUUAGGACUAUUUCUUACUUCGUUUUGGUUUGGGGGGAGUUGUGGACCGCCGUCGGCUCCAGGAGCCGCACGACACCGCGGUGUCUCUUGAGAGAAGACGGAGGCUGAACACUCAGGAACCGACAUGUAAAAACCAGAAGUCUAAACAUCGACGGACUUAUUCCACUUGGCCUCCCUAAUGAAUCGAGGUGAAGUGUAUUAAGCAAAACCUUUUAGUUACAUGUAGUUGUUGUCUUCUGCUCGAGUCAUUUUAACACGUGUGCUAAUUAUUCCGAUUCAACUUAAUCAAUGCUUUUGCAGUAGGCCGUUAUGCAUUAUAUAUGCUUAUGGUGAGGGUCAUAUUCAAGUUGCAAUGGGACGUAGCUCUAUUAAAAAAUAAAGACAUCUGCAGUCUGGACUGUUCGGGACUCCAACCUGGCAACACGGGGAAGGAAAAUCUGCAAAUUUAGCAGGAAGAGCGGCUCUCCAAAUCACGGAAAUCGCUCCUCUGGCGAAGCUGCUGCUCAUAAAUGGAUUUCAUACAGGCCACUCGGUUAUUGUUGCACCUUGUCUGCUAGUUUCUGGUUCCUAUUUGCACGGGACACGGCUCCCCCCACGCGCAAGCGUGAACGCGCUGACAACCGUGUGUGACGAAUGUGAGAAUGUUUUGGAAAUUUAAGUUUCCCAAAGAGCCGAGGCUGGAGCGGAGCAGGGGUUCGCCUUCGGGCCGCAGCUGCAGCCGCCUGAUGUAGGCUUCCCCCCCCACAUCGGAAUAUUGUCUCUGUGCGACUCCCAGCGGUCGGAUGUGUGUGCGUUGGCUUCCUGGACAUUAUCCGUUCGUGUGGCUGCAUUAAUUUUCCGUUUAAGAAAACCAAUUACCUGGCGGGGUCAGCCCCGCCAUGGCGAACGCGCUCGCGCGCUCCCCGGUGCGUCGGCUCGACUGAGGGCAGUGAUGGACGUGAGCGUCGGCCGGACCUACCGGGUCAUCAUCUCCGCCGCGAGACGCCGGUGACCGUCGUGAGCUGCCCGCGGGAGGAGACUUAACCCGGCGGAGGUCGUCCAGGCGACAGGCUGUGUGUGUUGGGGGGGGGGCGGCACAACACAGACGUUUCUGAGGACUGGCUCGUAGACCCCGUACGCAAGCAUCGCCACAAUGAAUGAGAGGCAGGCGCUCCACUCGAUAAUGAAAGACCUGGUUGCCCUCCAGAUGACCCGCCGCCAGCCUGUGUUGUCGUAUGACAGCAGCAAACCCAAGACGCCGGCCCAGGCCAACAGACAGGACGAUGUCAGGAUAAAGUUUGAGUUCUCAGGAGAGCGGAGGAUCCUGGUGUUUGCACGGCCCGUGCAGUUCGAGGAAGUCCAGCAGAAAGUCACGACUGUCUUUGGCCAGCAGCUCGACCUGCACUAUAUGAACAACGAGUUGUCCAUCCCUCUGCGAGAUCAGGGUGACCUGGACAAGGCGAUCGACCUGCUGGACCGGAGCUCCAACAUGAAGAGCAUCAGGAUCCUGCUGCUCACUCAGGAGCACAGCAAUGCCUCCUCCGCCUCCCACCACGUUCCGUGCAAGCAGGUGAGGAUCAAGUCCUCCCAGUCCACUGGAGACGUGAGCACGGCGUACCAGUCCUCCGAGCCCAGGGGGCGCCACCCAUCUACUGGCUCUCAGAACACGGGGCGUCGCUCGCCUCCUCCUGGUUACGUGCCUGAACGCCAGCAGAGGAUUGCCCGCCAAGGUUCAUACACCAGCAUAAACAGUGAGGGGGAGUUCAUCCCUGAGACCAGCGAUCAGUGUGUGUUGGAUCCCUGGAGCAGUGCAGAAAACUCCGUCUCUGGAAGCUGUCAGUCUCUGGACAGCAACUCCGACAGCCCUUCACUGAGGAAGUCUCGCAUGCACAGAGCCAAGAGUCAGGAGUGCUCAGACAGGGAAAAUCAUGUGCAUGACCGGGUAGCAGGGAAAGGAGGCACCUAUCCUCGUAGGUACCAUGUCUCCCUGCAUCAUAAGGACCACAGUGAAGGCCGUCGGACGUUUCCACGGAUCCGCCGCCCCCAGGGGAACCUUUUCACUCUGGUGCCCUCACGCCGGUCGCUCAACGGCAGCGAGGAGAGCGUGGGCAGCUGGCAGCUGGUCGACGCUCAGGGCAGGCUCCGCCCCCAAGAUCGUUCUGCCGCGCAUAAGUCCCCCGGUGCUCCGAUGACGUGGCGGCGGGGGAAGCUUCUGGGCCAGGGGGCGUUUGGUCGGGUUUACCUGUGUUACGAUGUGGAUACUGGGAGGGAACUGGCUGCCAAGCAGGUCCAGUUUGAUCCGGAGAGUCCUGAGACCAGCAAGGAGGUCAGCGCUUUGGAGUGUGAAAUCCAGUUGCUGAAAAACCUGCAUCACGAGCGUAUUGUUCAGUACUACGGCUGUCUGAGGGACCACAACGAGAAGACGCUCACGAUUUUCAUGGAGUACAUGCCGGGGGGUUCAGUCAAGGACCAGCUGAAGGCCUACGGGGCGCUGACAGAAAACGUGACCCGGAAGUACACAAGACAGAUCCUGGAGGGCAUGUCCUAUCUGCACAGCAACAUGAUCGUACACAGGGACAUCAAAGGUGCCAACAUCCUGCGGGAUUCAGAGGGCAACGUGAAGCUCGGAGAUUUCGGUGCCAGCAAGAGGCUGCAGACCAUCUGCAUGUCUGGGACCGGCAUCCGCUCUGUGACCGGCACCCCCUACUGGAUGAGCCCGGAGGUGAUCAGUGGAGAGGGCUACGGCAGGAAGGCGGACGUCUGGAGCCUUGGUUGUACGGUGGUUGAGAUGCUGACAGAAAAGCCUCCGUGGGCUGAAUACGAGGCCAUGGCGGCCAUAUUCAAGAUCGCCACGCAGCCCACCAACCCGCUGCUGCCCUCGCACACCUCGGACCAGGCUCGAGACUUCAUAAGCUGCAUCUUUGUGGAUGCUAAACACCGGCCCGGUGCCGAGGAGCUGCUGAGACAUCCCUUCUCCCAGAUUCUGUGCUGAAGCCGGCCUGGUUUCUGAACUUCACCCAGAGAGCAGCCUCGGCAGUCUCCGUCGUGUCGUCGACUCCCACACAUUCACAACGUGUGGAUGUGGAACUGAUCUAGAAAUCAGUGUUAAACUCCCCGAGCUUCUUCCAGAGCUCCGAUGCUCCUCCACGUAAAUCCCGACUAACAAGACGGCUUUCCAGCAGCAGCCAUCGAUGCCUUGGAAACUGUGCACCGACAAGAGUGACCACACGAGGGAAGCCAAACGCAGGCUAAGCGUCUGGUGUGGGGCGGCGGAGCCUUCUCAGGCACCGGCGCACGCUGUGCGUAGAGCAGCUACACUGGAGUUAGAGGAAGGAUGUUGUUCAGCUGCGCCGAUAUUAAACGGGCCGAGGCAUGUUUUGGUUCAGGCCCUUCAGAAUUAAGACAUCAUUUAACAUGGGUUUAGUCAUUUUACAGGUAGGAAUUAAUAACAGGAGCAAAUUACUUUGUCCAGUCGCCUCAAUGGACCACGAUGCACGGCAGCUACUUCCCCCGGUUUGUGCCUCUUGUGUUUUGCUGUUACAUUCGAGUCACAUCGGCAAACAUCUGUUUCCCUGACAAAAUAAUGGCUGGUUGAUCUCUGAAAACCCCAGAAGGAUGUUAACAACACUAAAAAAAACUUGUAUAACCAUCUGGAUGUGAAAAGUGUCAGUCGUACCAAACAUAACUGAUACCAAUUGUUUAAUUGCUUAAUGUUGUAUAAAUUAUAUAACGCCCUGUCAUUUCCGGCUACCCUCUUUGUUUGAGUUUGGAAACAGAAUCGCCGCUUGGGAAACUGGUCGUAAAUAAUUUUGCUUGGAUGGAAAAUACCGUCACAGCUCAAGAAAAAGGUUAAACGAUAUCUUUUUUUUAAUUGACAAAGCAGCAAUUUGUAUUAUUUUUUUACAGUGAGAAGAGUUUCUGAGGACUUUCAAAAUGUUCUGUUAAAUGAUCUUCGUGGUUUUAAGAAGAUGACUUAGUGUUUUAAACCAAAAGCGUAGCCAGUUACUACAAUGUGAAUGUUGUACCAAACUAGGGAUAUGCCGCAUAACAGCAUGUUUUAAGAUGUGACUUCAUUUUUCGUCACAGAAACAAACACUCCCUCCAUUGACACUAUUUCUGUCCUCCUACCUAUGAAGCUAAUUAAUGCAUGAGAAGAUAUACAAUCUAGGCAUUUACAUUGAAUAAUAUACUUCUAUAAAGUAUGAGAUGUAUUUUGCACAAGAGGAGCCGAGUGUGUAUUUUUCUUGUUCUACCUUUUGCCAAAAUGUGACUUAUCUUCUCCGUGCCAUCCUCUUUUAGUGCCAGAGAGACAGAUUCAAUAGGAUGCUUGGCUAUGUGUGAAAAGGAAGCAGCUGAUGCUUUUCAUGGUGUUAAAAUACAAACGUGGGGCCUUAAUUAGGAAGUGAUUUCCUUUGCCUAAGAUCUUACUGUUGAUUUGUGUCGAGACCAAACAUCCCAGACUGAGAAGCCGUUGCUUUAAAUCAGAUGCACUUUUGAUGUAAAAUGAAUGUUGUGGAGUUUUUGUUGUCUAUACCAAAGUUUCUUUAAAUUUUUUUCUUUCGUUUUUUUACUUCAAAUGUGAAUUUUUUUUCAUUUUUAUUUAUAUUCCCAUGUCUAUUCCAAUUAGAUUUGUCUAUGCAAAAAUAUAUACAUGUGUGUGUGUUUAUAACUAUAUAUAUAUGUAUGUAUAUAUAUAUAUGUGGGUGUGUAGAGAAAUAUAUUUUUUAUAUUUAGUGUCAAAUCUAAUGAUACUUUCAGGACUGGGUGUCUUUAAAAGUAAAUCAUUGAAAGCAGCUGGUUUUGCAGACAUUACAGAAUUGGGGUGUAUAAAUGGAAAAAGGGUGAAAAACGAACUCUGGCUGCCUGGUUAUUGUUCAAGCUCCGAAAAAAACCCAGAAGCUUUUUCAGCUAUAGAUUUGGGAGGUUAUGGAAACCGUACAUCAUUGAUGAGGUCUUCUGGAUGAAACCUUUAACGGGUUUAACUGCUGGGAGUCAUUUCAUGUGAUCUGAGUGUUACUAAAGGGCAACUCAAGGGGCACGUGAGCCAAAGACGAGCAGGGUGGACCCAGUGCUGCAUUUCAGAGUUCGCCGCUCAACCCAGACGACGACUCCGUUUACCCCGGGGUUCAGACCGAACGAAGGGCUUCUGCUGCCUUCAGGAGCCGCUGCCGGCUCCCGGCAUCUUCAAUGUGUACAAAUGCAAAUCAUGCUUCUGUCGGGGAAACGACAGUGAGAGAAAGGACCCCGUGGAAAGCCGACGAACACAAGUAGAUUUGUAGAGAUCUAAAUGUAUGAUUAUGUAUCAUGACGGGACUUGCAGUGCAAAGUCUAAUGUAUCGACUAUUUUACAGUCAGAAAAGAAUCGUAUGUUGCCCUCUCCCCAAAACAAAUAAAUAGUUUUGAACAUA